CAUCAGCAGCAGCAGCAGCAGCAGCAGGAGGAGCAGCAGCAGCCCCGCCUCGCGACGCUCCACCGCUGGCUGAUUCCCUUCCAACGCGGCUUCACAUCUGGCUGUCACAAACCCAGCGCCGCCGCAUGCUCGGUGCCGCCGCGGCAUGCCCGUUUCCACACCGGUUCGGAAGGUUUUAAGCAGCCCGGCGCCAUGUCCGAGGUUCGAAAAUUCACAAAGAGGCUCAGCAAACCCGGGACGGCCGCGGAAGUCAGGCAGAGCGUAUCGGAGGCUGUAAGGACCACCGUGGACCUGGUGGAGCAGCCAAAGAUCAUUGAACCACUCGACUAUGAGGCUGUGGUGUUUCAGAGAAAGGCCCAGAUCCACAGUGAUCCGCACAGAGACCUGCUGCUCUGCCCUGUCGAUGAUGUAUCGGAGUCCCACAUCUCCAGACAGAGGAGGACCGUCGUUCCCUCAGUGCCCCAGAAUGCAGAGCGGGAGGCCAGGAGUCUGUUUGCCAAAGAGUGCAUCAAGAUGUACAACACCGACUGGCACGUAAUCAACUACAAAUAUGAGGCUUACUCUGGUGACUUCCGCAUGUUGCCGAGCAAAGGCCUGAAAACAGACAAGCUGCCAGCUCAUGUGUUCGAGAUCGAUGAAGAUGCCAAAGACGAGGACUCGGCGUCGCUGUGCUCUCAGAGGGGCGGCAUCAUGAAGCAGGGCUGGCUUCAGAAAGCCAACAUCAACAGCAGUCUGUCUGUCUCCAUGAGGGUGUUUAAAAGGAGGUACUUCUACCUGUCUCAGCUCCCCGAUGGCUCCUACAUUCUCAAUUCUUAUAAGGACGAGAAGAACUGCAAGGAAACUAAAGGCUCCAUCUACCUGGACUCCUGCAUAGAUGUCAUUCAGAGUCCUAGGAUGCGGCGCAAUGGUUUCGAGCUGAAGAUGCAAGACCGAUACAGCCACUUCCUGGCUGCAGACAGCGAAGCAGAGAUGGAGGACUGGGUGGUCACGCUGAAACAGGCUCUGCAGAGCAGCACUGAGGCGGGGCAGGACAGGAGGAAUGGUACAGAGUCACUGGACUGUGCCCUAGAUGAAGACACUGCCAGCCAAGGGAAAGGCGAGAGUCUGCUGGAGAGCCUGGGGAGGAACUUAUCCACUGAACUCGUGAAGUAUACCAGGGAGACAGACCAGCUCAAUAAGAUCAACAGGAAUGAUGGCAGACAAAAGCUUUUCUCUCUGGAUCCUGAAACACAGAGGCUGGACUUCUCGGGCAUCGAGCCAGACGUGAAACCGUUUGAGGAGCGUUUUGGCCGACGUAUCGUGGUCAGCUGCCAUGAUCUCACCUUCAGUCUCCAGGGCUGCGUCAAUGAGAAAGGCGACGGCGUCCUCACCAAUGUGGAGCCGUUCUUCAUCAGCCUCGCUCUCUUUGACGUCUCCAAGAGCUGUAAAAUCUCGGCCGACUUCCACGUUGACCUCAACCCGCCGUGCGUCAGGGAGAUGCUGACCGACACCUCUGGCCAGCUCUCCCCUUCAUCUGACUCAGAUGGCGGGGGAGGCGUGAAAGAGGGAGGAGGGGGAGGAGGCGUCAUGGUGAACGGAGACUUGGGGAAAGGAAACGGCCUGCCUGUUCUUCAGAGGGUGUCGGAGGCUCUGCUUCGCUUCCCCACACAGGGGAUCUUUUCAGUGACCAACCCUCAUGCAGAUAUCUUCCUGGUGGCCCGUGUGGAGAAGGUUUUACAGAACGGCAUCACCCACUGUGCUGAGCCGUACAUCAAGACCUCUGACAUCAAUAAGACUGCUCAGAAAGUGCUCAAAGCUGCCAAGCAGACAUGCCAACGCCUGGGCCAGUACAGGAUGCCGUUCGCUUGGGCUGCCAAGCAGGUGUUCAAAGACGCUCAGGGCAGCCUGGACAUGGAUGGGAAGUUUUCUCCUCUCUAUCGCCAGGACAGCAGCAAAAUCUCCACUGAUGACAUCAUCAAGCUGCUGUCCGACAUCAGGAAACCUGAGAAAAGCAAACUUCAGACCAUCCCUGGACAGCUGAAUGUCACCAUCGAGUGUGUCCCACCUGAUUUCUCAAAUACAGUGACGUCCUCUUACAUUCCCGUCAAGCCCUUUGAGGACGGCUGCGAACGGGUGUCAGUGGAGAUCGAGGAGUUCCUCCCUGAAGAAGCCAAGUACAACUACCCCUUCACCACCUACAAGAACCAGCUGUACAUCUACCCCCUGCAGCUCAAAUACGACAACCAGAAGACCUUCACCAAGGCCAGAAACAUUGCAGUCUUCAUCCAGUUCCGAGAUUCAGAUGAAGAAGGUGCAGCCUCUUUAAAGUGCAUCUAUGGCAAGCCGGGGGACUCGCUCUUCACCAGCAGCACCUACGCAGCCGUCCUGCAUCACAAUCAGAGCCCAGAGUUCUACGAUGAGGUUAAGAUUGAGCUGCCGGUUCAUGUGCACGAGAAACACCACAUCCUCUUCACCUUCUACCACAUCAGCUGUGAGUCCAGCAGCAAGGCGAGCAGCAAGAAGAGAGAUGGAGUGGAGUCAUUGGUGGGAUACUCCUGGAUGCCUUUGCUGAAAGAUGGAAGGAUGCAGUCAUUAGAGCUGCAGUUACCUGUAGCUGCCACUCUGCCUGCUGGGUAUCUUUGCCAGGACACCAGAAAGUCUCAACCAGAUAUCAAAUGGGUAGAAAAUGCCAAGACACUGUUCAAAGUGAGGACCCACGUGGCAUCAACGAUAUAUCCUCAGGACCUCCAUCUACACAAAUUCUUCCAGCACUGCCAGCUGAUGAGGACGACAUCAGAAGGCAACCCAGCGGAACUUAUCAAAUACCUGAAGUGCCUGCAUGCCAUGGAGACUCACGUCAUCAUCACCUUCCUACCAACGGUGCUGAUGCAGCUGUUUGAGGUGCUCACAGCAGCGACCAAAGAAGCCCAUGAGAUUGCCGUCAACUCUCUGCGUGUGAUCAUACAUAUAGUCUCCAGAUGCCACGAGGAAGGACUGGAACACUACCUGCGCUCUUUUGUUAAGUAUGUGUUUGUGACCAACAAUAAUGCGUCAGGAAACUCAGCAACCACUCAUGAGGUGCUGGCCACCGCUGUAACAGCCAUCCUCAAGCAUACUGCUGAUUUCAACACCAGCAAUAAACUGCUCAAGUACUCUUGGUUCUUCUUUGAGACCAUGGCUAAAUCCAUGGCCCAGUACCUGCAAGAGGGAAACCGCAUGAAGAUGCCACGGGCACAGCGUUUCCCCGACAGUUUCCACCAGGCGCUCCAGUCCCUGGUGUUGUCCAUUAUGCCUCACAUCACCAUCCGCCACAUGGAAAUCCAAGAGGAAGCUCGAUGCAUCAACCUGAGCCUUGCAAAUUUCAUCAAGAGGUGCCUGACCUUCAUGAACAGGGGCUUUGGUUUCGGCCUGGUGAACCACUACAUGCGUCAUUUCGGCCUCAAAGAUCCCAAGGUGCUGAGCGAAAUGAAAUUUGACUUCCUGAUGACGGUGUGUAACCACGAACACUUCAUCCCUCUUAACCUGCCCAUGGCUUUUGGGCGCACCAAGCUGCAGAGAGUGCAAGAUUUUAUUCCGUAUGCGACGGAGCUUUUUGGCCCUGUAGAGCAGAGUCUGGAGUUCAGCUUGACUGAGGAAUACUGCCGUAACCAUUUCCUCGUGGGGCUGCUGCUGAGAGAAGUGGCCGAGGCUUUGCAACAAGGGCCUGAAGUCAGGCAGCUGGCCGUGAGCGUUCUCAAGAACCUCCUGAUUAAACACGCCAUGGAUGACCGCUACACAGCAUUCAAGAACCAGCAGGCCAGGAUCUGUUUGCUGUACCUGCCACUUUAUGAGCUGCUCUACCAGAACCUGAAGCAGCUGUCUGCUCAGCCACUCACCUCCAGCCCUGGGCUCGGCCUCAAUGGUUCCAGAGAUGACCUGAUAUCCACCAGUUCCUCCGACAGCAGGAGAAUCAGCACUGCAAUUGAGAAAGACCACGGUCAACCCGUUCAAAACGGCCACGUCGUGAGGAGAGAGGACUCCAGAAGCUCUCUGUUUAUGGAUCCAGGAACACCAGACAGCAUUGAGCUGCAGAGACGUGGCUCCACCAUGAGCAGCAGCACGAUGCCUCCCAUCGGCAGGUUGGGACAUUAUGAGAUCAAAGGCCUCCUGUUCUCCUUCCUGCACAUUGUCAAGACCUUGUCAGAGGAAACUCUGAUGGCCUACUGGAACAAAGUCAGCCCUCAAGACGUCAUGAACUUCCUCAGUUUACUCGAGGUCUGUCUGAUUCAGUUUCGUUAUAUUGGAAAGAGGAACAUUGGCAGGAGCCAGGAGGUGUGUGUGUCGAAGCUGUUCUCCUCAGAGAGGAAGUCUCAGACGAUGCCAGCAAUCCGUUGCAACCGAGCCAGCCUAAUGCAGACUAAGAUACACCAGUUCAGCACCAUGGAAGCCUCCCUCACUCUCAACAUAGGGACGGGACCAUCAGAAGCAGAAAUCCAUCAUCAGGCUCUGCUGGAGGGCAACAUCUCCACCGAAGUCUGCCUUAGCGUCUUGGAUGUCCUUUCUCAAUUUACUCAGUGUUUUAAGACCCAGCUGCUGGACAGCGACGGUCACAACCCCCUGAUGAAGAAGGUGUUUGACGUUUACCUGACCUUCCUGAAAGUCGGCCAGUCAGAAGCUGCUCUCAGACACGUCUUCGCCGCGCUCAGAGCUUUCAUCAACAAGUUCCCGUCGGUGCUGUUUAAAGGCCGUGUGACGCUGUGCGAGGCUCUUUGCUGCGAAGUGCUGAAGUGUUGCGUCUCCAAGUUGGGCUCUCUGAGGGCCGAGGCGUCUACCUUGCUGUACCUCCUGAUGAGAAACAACUACGAGUACACCAAGAGGAAGACCUUCCUACGCACACACCUGCAGAUCAUCAUCGCAGUGAGCCAGCUGAUCUCCGACGUGGCGCUGUCUGGCAGCUCACGCUUCCAGGAGUCUCUCUCCAUCAUCAACAACUUUGCAAACAGCGACAAGGCCAUGAAGUCCACAGCGUUCCCCUCAGAAGUGAAGGGUCUGACUAAGCGGAUCCGUACAGUGCUGAUGGCCACGGCCCAAAUGCGGGAGCAUGAGAAAGACCCAGAGAUGCUGCUGGACCUCCAGUACAGCUUGGCAAGAUCCUACGCCAGCACCCCUGAACUGAGACGCACAUGGCUGGACAGCAUGGCCAGAGCACACCUCAAAAAUGGAGAUCUCUCUGAGGCUGCCAUGUGUUAUGUGCAUGUGGCUGCACUGGUGGCAGAAUACCUGCACAGGAAAAAGCUGUUUCCCAGCGGCCUCGCAGCUUUUAAGAAGAUCACAUUCAACAUUGACGAAGAAGCUGCCAUGAAGGAAGACACUGGAAUGCAGGAUGUCUAUUACACUGAGGAAGUAUUGGUUGAGCAUCUUGAGGUGUGUGUGGAGGCCCUGUGGAAAGCUGAACGCUAUGAGCUCAUCACACACAUCGCCAAACUCAUCAUCCCCAUUUAUGAGAAGCGUCACGAGUACGAGAAAUUAAGCCGGCUGUACGACACACUUCACAGAGCCUACAAUAAGAUAAUGGAAGUGAUACAAUCAGGCCGAAGGCUGCUUGGGACAUACUUCAGAGUGGCCUUUUAUGGUCAGGGCUUCUUUGAGGAAGAGGAUGGGAAAGAGUACAUUUACAAAGAGCCCAAACUGACCGGUCUGUCUGAAAUCUCUCAGCGCCUCCUGACACUCUACGGGGAGAAGUUUGGGCCAGAAAAUGUCAAGAUAAUCCAGGACUCAAACAAGGUGAACCCCAAAGAGCUGGACGCCAAGUUCGCCUACGUCCAGGUGACGUUUGUCAAGCCGUACUUUGAAGAGAAGGAGGCGCCAGAGAAGAAGACCGACUUCGAGAAGUGCCACAACAUCAGCCGCUUCGUGUUUGAGACGCCGUACACGCUGUCGGGGAAGAAGCACGGCGGGGUGGAGGAGCAGUGCAAGAGGAGAACCGUCCUCAUAACUGCCAACACGUUCCCGUAUGUGAAGAAGCGGGUGGAGGUGGUAGGGGAGAAGCAGGUGGAGCUGAAGCCGGUGGACGUGGCCAUAGAUGAGAUGAAGGCACGGACGGUGGAGCUGACCAAGCUUUGCUCCAACCAGGAGGUGGACAUGAUCCAGCUGCAGCUCAAGCUGCAGGGCUGCGUCUCCGUGCAGGUAAAUGCAGGUCCCAUGGCGUAUGCCCGAGCGUUCCUGGAUGACAGUAAAUCCAACCAGUCUGGCAGCAAGAAAGUAAAAGAACUCAAGGAUAUUUUCAGACGUUUUGUCGAGGCUUGCAGCAUGGCUCUGGACAUAAAUGAGCGUCUGAUCAAAGAGGACCAGUUUGAGUACCAUGAAGGCCUGAAGGCGAACUUCAAGGAAAUGGUCAAGGAGCUGUCGGACAUCAUCCACGAACAGCUUUAAGGAAAAACAGAUCUACCAGGAGGAUAUGAUGCGCUCGCUGUUACAGAACUCGCUCCAUGUGUUUCGUGCCAUCAGUGGGACGUCCACCGAUCUGGGCUGACCUUCUUUACCCACUGGCCUCUCUCUGCUCCUUUGUAUAUCCUUUUACUUCCCCUUUAAGGACCAGAACUGGGCGAUAACAGGGCAGCGCUCAGUUUCUGUUCUUGCCAAAACACUCUCCCCUACUCUCUCCAGCAUCUUUGCUGGAUGUGCAGUGGAUGGCAAAAGACCACAGCGUAGCACAUGGAUCUACUCAAACCGCAGCAGUAUUUCUGAGAAUGUAUUACAGCUACACCAACUAAAUGUCUGCAUGUCAGGUUUAGGUGUCAUGCUGAGUCACGCGAGGCUGCAUUGCACUUUUUUCUGCCUUGGCGACAAACUGCAGGAUUGACUGUUAGUCUGAAGCAAUCCCCCCCCUCUCCCUCUCUCUCUCUCUCUGCAGCGUUGCCGUUCACAUCUAUGCAGGACGCCACACUCUCCAGAAUGGACUUGAGUCAACGUUCUUUAUGCCAGUAGCAUUUUUUCAUUGCGCCACAGUGUUUGGCUUGGCGUGGCCUUCUGUGUGUGGGGCUUGUAGGGUGAGCAAUAUACUGACUCAACCAGUUCUGUCGUAACAGGCGCCCUCAACAAAAGCAUUGAGAUACUCUGUAAAGCCAAGUGUUGGUGUUUAUAGGUGACUAGGUUGUGAUAAAUGGAUAACUCGCAUCAGAGCAGCAGCUUAUUAUGAGCAUUGGGCCGGAGUUACUUCCUUGUUUGGUCAACAACAGGCCUCCUCCUGCUGUUCCAAAGGUACAGAAAAGAAAAACUAGACCUCAGGCUUGUGUUAAAGCUGAUAUUGCUGCUUUUAUGAGUGUGUUUUUUUCCUAGCUCAAAUACAUUUUAAAAGUAAAAAGAAGCAAAUGUCCUAGAUUGUACUAGAGGUUAUGAAUAAUGUCAAAACAGAAAGCAGAAAAUGUGAUUACAAAUUCUAUCAAAGCUUUAAACAAUCAUUGAAACUGCAAUAUUUUGGAGAUUAGAAAUCGGAAACGGGACCUCAAGAAUGAAUACAAUAAUCACCGCUAAUAUUCACUUCAGUACAAGAAGAGUUCCUCUCAUCUGGGUUUAGAUCCAGUGCCUUCGUGCUCUACCUUCUGAAGAAAAGAAGAAAAAAAAAACUCCCUUAUGUCAAGUAAUAAGAAGCAUCACAUGCUGGUUGUUCACAGUAUUUCACAAGUGCUACACUGAAAUGAGCAAAUAGAUGAAUAAUAUUUAAGUAGAUGUACAUAGUUUGUUGACAUGCUGUAAAUUGAAGUCUGUAUCCAUGUAUGUUUGUAUGUACUGUAUGUAUGUAUUAUAUUUGUUACUUUCUGGACUCUUAUUCAGUCCAAAAUAUGUCCUAGCAGAGAGAUUUCUUUUGUUUUCAUUUUUAUUGCAUUGUAUACCGAGGUGCAGCUGCUUGUCAAACUUACUUUGUAAAACCUUUUUCCAAUAAAACCUGGAAAAAACA
Molecule: messenger RNA, 7915 nt
Organism: Acanthochromis polyacanthus (spiny chromis)
Lineage: Eukaryota; Metazoa; Chordata; Actinopteri; Pomacentridae
Gene: dock11
Product: dedicator of cytokinesis 11
Exons: 55
Coding region: 193-6390 (2065 amino acids)
Biological process (GO): positive regulation of GTPase activity; positive regulation of filopodium assembly; small GTPase-mediated signal transduction
Molecular function (GO): guanyl-nucleotide exchange factor activity
Source: RefSeq, a predicted model, not a curated record